Molecule: messenger RNA, 228 nt
Organism: Protopolystoma xenopodis
Lineage: Eukaryota; Metazoa; Platyhelminthes; Monogenea; Polystomatidea; Polystomatidae
Source: the annotation of a GenBank genome assembly
AUGCCCAUAAAAUGUCCCUAUUUUUCCCAGCUUACCAAAGAGGUAAUUGCCCAAUGGUGUCACCGGAUGACAUUCGAGGAGAUCGCCAUCAGUGGUGGAUGUCGUUGCCCUGGAGGAGAACCACCUAGAAUUUCUGAUUUAGAACUGGAUAUCUUCCUUAACCAUGUGCUUUCGGCGGAUCAACCUGCUGUUGUCAUGGUAAUCGACUCGAGGUCAGUGGCUCUCUGA